Messenger RNA from Oryza brachyantha (malo sina), 1213 nucleotides. RefSeq names its product geranylgeranyl pyrophosphate synthase 7, chloroplastic-like. Gene Ontology annotation, biological process: isoprenoid biosynthetic process. NCBI's taxonomy places the organism in Eukaryota, Viridiplantae, Streptophyta, Magnoliopsida, Poales, Poaceae. The record is from RefSeq and is a predicted model, not a curated record. The transcript has a single exon. Bases 1 to 1128 code for a protein of 375 amino acids. Gene Ontology annotation, molecular function: prenyltransferase activity.
AUGCACGUAGUGCUCGCUCAAUCCACGAUCAUGGACAAGCUCGCCUCCGGCUGCCUCCGGCACGUCGGCGGCGCAAGCUCCAGCCCCUACGCGGCGCCGCUCCAGCUCCAGAGAUCCGUCUCCACGCUCGCGCGGGCCACUGGCCGCAGCCAAAGGCGGGGACUGUCCGUCGCGCGGUGCGUCAUGGGCGCCGCGGCCACGACGGAGCUGAAGGGCGGCGGCGGCGGCGGCGGCGGUAGCUUUGACUUCCAGCGGUAUCUGUCGGCCAGGGCCGGCGCCGUGCACGACGCGCUGGACCAGGCCCUGCCGGUCGGCAUCCCGGAGCGGCUCUGCGAGUCCAUGCGCUACUCCGUCCUCGCCGGAGGCAAGCGGGUGCGCCCCGUGCUCGCGGUGGCCGCCUGCGAGCUCGUGGGCGGUGCCGCCGCGGCGGCCACGCCCGUGGCGUGCGCCGUCGAGAUGAUCCACACCAUGUCGCUCAUCCACGACGACAUGCCGUGCAUGGACGACGACGGCCUCCGCAGGGGCCGCCCGUCCAACCACGUCGUCUUCGGCGAGUUCACCGCCCUCCUCGCCGGGGACGCGCUCCUCUCCCUCGCGUUCGAGCACAUGGCCCGCGGCUGCGCCGAGCUGGGCCUCCCCGCGGCGCGCACGCUCAGGGCUGUCGCCGAGCUCGGGAGCGCCGCCGGCGCCGGGGGAGUCGCCGCCGGGCAGGUCGCCGACAAGGCGAGCGAGGGCAUCCCCGUCAGCUUCGCCAUGCUGGAGUACAUCCACGUGCACAAGACGGCGCGGCUCCUCGAGGCCUCCGCCGUGUCCGGCGCCAUCGUCGGCGGAGGCACGGACGCGGAGAUCGAGAGCGUCCGGCGGUAUGCGCGCAGCAUCGGGCUCCUGUUCCAGGUGGUGGACGACGUGCUCGACACGACGUGCACGUCGGAGCAGCUCGGGAAGACGGCCGGGAAGGACGUCGAGGCCGACAAGGCCACGUACCCGAAGCUCCUCGGCGUCGACAGGGCCCGCGCGUACGCCGCCGAGCUGCUGGCCAUGGCCGAGGCGGAGCUCGAGGGGUUCGACGCCGAGCGCGCCGCCCCGCUGUGCCACCUCGCGCGAUUCAUCGCCUACAGGCAGCAUUGAUAGCUCGAUUCAGCGAACAGCGCAGCCAAAAUUAUGCGGUUGCACGUACGAAUUAUUUGUACACUUUUUUGUUUACUUUUUUGCU